This is a messenger RNA of Pyricularia grisea, 1448 nucleotides long. RefSeq lists its product as uncharacterized. NCBI's taxonomy places the organism in Eukaryota, Fungi, Ascomycota, Sordariomycetes, Magnaporthales, Pyriculariaceae. The record is from RefSeq and is a predicted model, not a curated record. The transcript is spliced from 2 exons. Bases 405 to 1235 code for a protein of 276 amino acids. Gene Ontology annotation, biological process: protein insertion into mitochondrial inner membrane from matrix. Gene Ontology annotation, cellular component: mitochondrion; mitochondrial inner membrane.
AGCUUUUUGACGAUUCCUCAGCAUAACAUACCUAACGUAGAAUCUAAAUCGUUCGGUAUUUUUGCGCCCUAAAAUACGGUCACCAGUGUAGAUCGUAACCUUUCGACAUUGCGGUACCAACUCGAAUUUGCGUGCCAGAUUUCUUCGGACACCUCGGAGGGGAUCGCACCGAGGAGGUGCUCUGGGUUGGCGGCAAGGCAACGCCGACACUCGGCGAAAAGAAAGAAGGAAGAAAGAAAAAAACGAGAAAUACUUGGACUGGACUAUCCGGUGUCCUCGGAGGCAGCUCCAGCGAAUCCCGAGAGCAAAUCAUCGAUUUAAAGUGCCUAAUAUAGGUAGCUGUCCCCGUCAACGAUAUCUCGGAAUACUCAACGCGUCUGUCUCAUUCGCCGCGGCACGCAACAAUGUCUGCAUCAUCUAACGCCUACCGCAAGGCGGCGAGGCAGUUGGCCCAAAAGACGGCCAACUCCCGGACCGCACGCGCCGCCAUUGCGGCGGCAGAUGGCAAUCAGAUUAUUGAGAGGUCAAUAAUCGGUUCUUUCAAGCUUCCCGGUACUUUGAUAGCACCUCCGGUUUUUCGAUCCAUCUUCCAAAGCCCCGUCGAGGGCGUAAAGAUGCAAGGGCUACGUGUCAUGGCCAAGUCGUUGGACGCUUUCCGCAUGGUGGCCUCGUACAUCGCCUCCAAGCCAUCUCUGCUCGCCAGCGGGAGCCUCCAGGUCCAGCGUAGCAGGAUCGUGCCAACCGCCAAGGGGCUGCACCGCUCGCUCUCCGGGGCCUUUGCGGCCGGUGACCUGGAUACUCUGAGGAGGGUGUGCCACUCGAACCUGUACCAAACUCUGUCUACCAAAAUCUUGCAACGGCCCGCGGGCGUCCGUAAGGAUUGGGAGCUUGUCAGCUAUACCGGCACUUUGAUGUACCCGCGGAUCGUCGACCACAAGAUCAUGGAAGUACCGCUAAGGGAUGGGUCCAAAGUAACAGUCCACCAGGCUGUCGUGACAAUCCGCAGCCGGCAAAGGCUCACUCAGUUCAACGACAAGACUGGAGAGAGCACCGGCCCGUCCAAGGAGCUCGACGUGACCGAGCACCUGAUCAUGUUGCGCGAACUCGACCCGAAUGGCUCGCCCCCCGGCGAUUGGAAAGUAUUUGGAUACGCCGACGAAACCACGUACCAGGACUGGCUGAAAGAAAAGCACGGUCUGGAUUUGCUUAUGAAACAAGCAAAGGCCCAGCGAUAAUGGGCCUGUCUGUUUGUCCUUCUGAGCGUUUGGCCCAGUCAGGCAGUUCAGAACGAACCUACCUGGGUCUUUGUUUAUGUAUACCAAAAAGUGUAUUAUAUGGAGCCCGACUGGCUGUUGAUAUUUAUGGAGUUGGUUCCUUCCUGAUCAAGUGUGCCACACAUCUCAGCUUGUAUCAUAGAUGAAAAAAUAAAAAAUUAAAGAGAAUCACCA